This is a messenger RNA of Monopterus albus (swamp eel), 1830 nucleotides long. RefSeq names its product CXADR Ig-like cell adhesion molecule (gene cxadr). The coding region runs from base 147 to 1268 and encodes 373 amino acids. The record is from RefSeq and is a predicted model, not a curated record. The transcript has 7 exons. Gene Ontology annotation, biological process: homotypic cell-cell adhesion. Gene Ontology annotation, cellular component: intercalated disc; bicellular tight junction; basolateral plasma membrane. Gene Ontology annotation, molecular function: cell adhesion molecule binding. NCBI's taxonomy places the organism in Eukaryota, Metazoa, Chordata, Actinopteri, Synbranchiformes, Synbranchidae.
CGCUGUGCACCUGCAGAAAUACGCGGAGGAGGAGGAGUUGAGUUUGGAUGCUUCUGUCGAGCUGGGCUGCUGGUUUUUGUCUUGUAUUCAGCACAAGUUCUCCUACCAAGUUUCACUGAAGAAGUCGUGGAAUAGCUGGGAAAGGAAUGGCGCUUUCGAGAGGCCGGUUCUGCUGUGUUCUGUUGAGCCUCUUCACAGGUUUGGCCUCAGGUCUGGUUAUUACAUCUACAGGGUCGACGUCCAUAGAGAUGGCCAGUGGGCAGACUGUCAAGCUGGACUGCCAGUUUACUCUGGCAGCUGAAGACAGUGGACCACUUGAUAUAGAAUGGAGUUUGACGACCUCAGACAACCAGGAGAAAGUGGUGAUCAUAUAUUCCGGUGACAGACCCUAUGAGGACUACUAUGCUCCCCUGAAGGGCCGAGUCCACUUCAACUCAGCUGACCCCAAGAAUGGCGACGCCUCCAUCAACGUGAUAGGACUGAAGCCAUCAGACUCAGGCCCAUACAAUUGUAAGGUGAAGAAGGCUCCUGGUAUUGGCAGCAGGAAGAUGACGUUGACUGUCAUGGUGAAGCCGUCCAAGCCCAGGUGCUACACUGAUGGUCCCACACAGGAAGGCAAAGAUGUUGCGCUGAAGUGUGUAUCUAGCGAAGGCACCAACCCUAUGAAGUACAGCUGGGAGAAGACCAGUGACUCCAAGCUGCUGCCCUCCUCUGCUACGUUAGAUCCUGUGGGAGGCACCUUGAUCGUGAAGAAUGCAUCUGCCAGUGCAUCUGGCUCCUACCACUGCACUGCCAGCAAUCGUAUUGGCAGUGACGACUGUACACUGUAUCUUAACGUAACACCUCCCCCCAACACUGCAGGCAUCAUUGCAGGAUCCAUAAUUGCCGUCCUCCUGUUCCUCAUCAUUCUGGCCAUCAUCCUCUACUGCUGUUGUCGUGCCCGGCACAAGAAGAAGUACGAGAAAGAAAUCUGCAAUGAGAUAAGAGAGGACGUGCCCCCUCCAAAGAGCCGUGUUUCAACAGCACGCAGCUUCACUGUGGGCAGUCAGCGCUCCUCCCUGGGCUCCAUGUCGCCUUCCAACCUCCACGAGUAUGCAUUGAAGCCCCAGUACGACAAGAUUCCCUCAUCAGAGGAAUAUGAGAGGCCACCAAGCCAGCUCCCUCUGCCUCCACCUUCUGCUGUCAGGAUGGGGGGCCCCAACCUCAGCCGCAUGGGAGGCAUCGCCGUCAUGACCCCCGCUCAGAACAGGGAUGGCUCAAUUGUGUAGUGUGUCCUCAUCUUGAGAAGGGACCAUACAACAAGGGAAGGGAAUGGAGGAAGGGACUAGGACACAAUCCAGUGAAGAUGGAGCAAGCGCUGCGAUGGGCUGACUUACCUUACUUGUAGCUCUUCAUUAUUUACAAAUGGGAUAAUACUCCUUAUGAAGGCCUGGGUUUGCUGGGGUGCUGAGAAAAGAAAUUUUGCUGGAAUCACAACAGAGCACAUGAACUUUUUAUUACUUUUUGUUUUUUUAAAACCUUAUGAAUUUUAUUCCCUGGACUUUCUCACAAAAAAUGAGUUGGUGUGGCUACAAUGCAACCUGGUCAAUAUACAAAUAAUACUGUACUGUGAAUGCAUGUAUUUUUUAAUUGAUCUCCCCUACUGUAGAGAUACUAUAUGCUAAAAAAACAGACCCAGGUCCUUAAUUGGCCAGCUCUACAGCUGUAUGCAUGCAUAUGUGUAUAAAAUUGUGUGUGUGAAAAUAAGUUUAUGUAUGUGAACGGGGUCUGGGGAAACAUUCAUACAUUGUUUUUAAAAUGCCUGCAUACCAGUAUAAACAUUCUUUGCUA